Messenger RNA from Ochotona princeps (American pika), 1666 nucleotides. It is a transcript of the gene G6PD, whose product is annotated as glucose-6-phosphate dehydrogenase. Gene Ontology annotation, molecular function: glucose-6-phosphate dehydrogenase activity; NADP binding. Bases 30 to 1577 code for a protein of 515 amino acids. The record is from RefSeq and is a predicted model, not a curated record. NCBI's taxonomy places the organism in Eukaryota, Metazoa, Chordata, Mammalia, Lagomorpha, Ochotonidae. The transcript is spliced from 13 exons. Gene Ontology annotation, biological process: pentose-phosphate shunt, oxidative branch; glucose metabolic process. Gene Ontology annotation, cellular component: cytosol.
ACGCGCGCGCGCUGCAGGACCACACCAUCAUGGCAGAGCAGGUGGCCCUGAGCCGCACCCAGGUGUGCGGGAUCCUCCGAGAAGAGCUGUACCAAGGCAAUGCCUUCCACCAGACGGACACACACAUAUUCAUCAUCAUGGGUGCUUCGGGCGACCUGGCCAAGAAGAAGAUCUACCCUACCAUCUGGUGGCUCUUCCGGGACGGCCUCCUGCCCCAAGACACCUUCGUUGUGGGCUAUGCCCGCUCCCGCCUCACGGUGGCCGACAUCCGCCGCCAGAGUGAGCCCUUCUUCCGGGUUAACCCUGAGGAGAAGCCGAAGCUGGAGGAGUUCUUUGCCCGCAACUCGUACGUGGCCGGCCAGUAUGACGACCCUGCCUGCUACCGGCAGCUCAGCGCCCACAUCAGCAGCCUGCAGCAGGGGCCGCACACCAACCGGCUCUUCUACCUGGCCCUGCCCCCAAGCGUCUACGAGGCUGUCACCAGGAACAUCCACGAGACGUGCAUGAGUCAGACAGGUUGGAACCGAGUCAUUGUGGAGAAGCCGUUCGGGAGGGACCUGCAGAGUUCGGACCAGCUGUCGAGCCACAUCUCGUCACUGUUCCGAGAGGACCAGAUCUACCGCAUCGACCACUACCUGGGCAAGGAGAUGGUGCAGAACCUCAUGGUGCUCAGGUUUGCCAACAGGAUCUUCGGGCCUAUCUGGAACCGCGACAACAUCGCCUGUGUGAUCCUAACCUUUAAGGAGCCCUUUGGCACCGAGGGCCGCGGCGGCUAUUUCGAUGAGUUCGGCAUCAUUCGGGACGUGAUGCAGAACCACCUGCUGCAGAUGCUGUGCCUGGUGGCCAUGGAGAAGCCCGCCUCCACGGACUCUGACGACGUCCGCGACGAGAAGGUCAAGGUGUUGAAGUGCAUCUCAGAAGUGCAGACGGACAAUGUGGUUCUGGGCCAAUACGUGGGGAACCCCAAUGGAGAGGGAGAGGCCAGCAAAGGGUACCUGGAUGACCCCACGGUGCCCCGCGGCUCCACCACAGCCACCUUCGCGGCCGUCGUCCUGUAUGUGGAAAACGAGAGGUGGGAAGGAGUGCCCUUCAUCCUGCGCUGCGGCAAGGCCCUAAACGAGCGCAAAGCUGAGGUGCGGCUGCAGUUCCGGGACGUGGCUGGCGACAUCUUCCACCAGCAGUGCAAGCGCAACGAGCUGGUCAUCCGCGUGCAGCCCAACGAGGCCGUGUACACCAAGAUGAUGACCAAGAAGCCCGGCAUGUUCUUCAACCCUGAAGAGUCGGAGCUGGACCUCACGUACGGCAACAGAUACAAGAAUGUGAAGCUGCCCGACGCCUAUGAGCGUCUCAUCCUGGACGUCUUCUGCGGCAGCCAGAUGCACUUCGUACGCAGCGAUGAGCUGCGCGAGGCCUGGCGCAUCUUCACUCCACUGCUGCACCGCAUUGAGCGCGAAAAGCCGCAGCCGAUCCCCUAUGUUUACGGCAGCCGAGGCCCCACAGAAGCAGAUGAGCUCAUGAAGAAAGUGGGCUUCCAGUACGAGGGCACCUACAAGUGGGUGAACCCCCACAAGCUGUGAGCCCCUACACCCACUCCGCCCCCUCCCCACCCCCAGCCACCCCUCUGUCUCCCAUGUCGGGAGGACUUUGGGACCACAGGCCUCCCCUC